This is a messenger RNA of Odobenus rosmarus divergens (Pacific walrus), 3708 nucleotides long. It is a transcript of the gene MCM9, whose product is annotated as minichromosome maintenance complex component 9. The coding region runs from base 1 to 3429 and encodes 1142 amino acids. The record is from RefSeq and is a predicted model, not a curated record. Gene Ontology annotation, cellular component: nucleus; MCM complex. Lineage: Eukaryota; Metazoa; Chordata; Mammalia; Carnivora; Odobenidae. The transcript is spliced from 12 exons. Gene Ontology annotation, biological process: double-strand break repair via homologous recombination. Gene Ontology annotation, molecular function: ATP binding; single-stranded DNA binding; single-stranded DNA helicase activity.
AUGAACAGUGAUCAAGUUACACUGGUUGGUCAAGUGUUUGAAUCCUAUGUUUCGGAAUACCAUAAGAAUGAUAUUCUUCUAAUCUUGAAGGAAAGUGACGAAGAUGCUCAUUACCCAGUUGUGGUUAAUGCCAUGACCCUUUUUGAGACUAACAUGGAAAUUGGGGAAUAUUUCAACGCAUUCCCGAGUGAAGUACUAACAGUUUUUGAUAGCGCUCUGCGAAGAUCAGCCUUGACAAUUCUCCAGUCCCUUUCUCAACCUGAGGGUGCCUCUAUGAAGCAGAAUCUUCAUGCCAGGAUAUCAGGUUUGCCUGUUUGUCCUGAGCUGGUGAGGGAGCACAUCCCUAAAACCAAGGAUGUGGGACACUUUUUAUCUGUCACUGGGACAGUGAUUCGAACAAGUCUGGUGAAGAUCCUGGAGUUUGAGCGAGAUUACAUGUGUAACAAAUGCAAACAUGUAUUUGUGGUCAAGGCUGACUUUGAGCAGUACUAUACCUUCUGCCGGCCAUCCUCCUGUCCCAGCUUGGAGAGUUGUGAUUCUUCAAAAUUCACUUGCCUCUCAGGCUUGUCUUCAUCUCCAACUAGGUGUAGAGAUUACCAGGAAAUCAAAAUUCAGGAACAGGUGCAAAGGCUAUCUGUUGGAAGUAUUCCACGAUCUAUGAAGGUUAUCCUGGAAGAUGACUUAGUAGACAGUUGCAAAUCUGGUGAUGACCUCACUAUUUACGGAGUUGUAAUGCAACGGUGGAAGCCUUUUCAGCAAGAUGUGCGCUGUGAAGUGGAGAUAGUCCUGAAAGCCAAUUAUGUCCAAGUAAAUAAUGAGCAGUCUGCAGGGAUCAUCAUGGAUGAGGAGGUCCAAAAGGAAUUUGAAGAUUUUUGGGAGUCCUAUAAGAGCGAUCCCUUUGCAGGAAGGAAUGAAAUAUUGGCCAGCUUGUGCCCUCAAGUUUUUGGGAUGUAUCUAGUAAAGCUUGCUGUGGCCAUGGUGCUGGCUGGUGGGAUUCAAAGGACUGAUGCUACAGGAACACGGGUCAGAGGUGAAUCUCAUCUUUUAUUGGUUGGGGAUCCUGGCACAGGGAAAUCUCAAUUCCUCAAGUAUGCAGCAAAGAUUACACCACGCUCUGUGCUCACCACAGGAAUUGGAUCUACUAGUGCAGGUCUGACGGUAACUGCUGUGAAAGACUCAGGAGAAUGGAAUUUGGAGGCUGGCGCAUUAGUACUUGCAGAUGCGGGCCUUUGCUGUAUCGAUGAGUUUAACAGCCUCAAAGAGCAUGAUAGAACCAGUAUCCAUGAGGCAAUGGAGCAACAAACCAUAAGUGUUGCUAAGGCUGGCCUCGUGUGCAAGCUGAACACACGGACCACCAUCCUGGCAGCAACUAACCCCAAAGGCCAGUAUGACCCCCAUGAGUCCGUGUCCGUGAACAUCGCCCUUGGCAGCCCCCUCUUAAGUCGAUUUGAUCUGAUCCUGGUUUUGCUUGAUACCAAGAAUGAAGACUGGGAUCGUAUAAUUUCCUCCUUUAUCUUAGAAAACAAAGGUUACCCAAGCAAAUCAAAGAAGCUCUGGAGCAUGGAAAAGAUGAAAACCUACUUCUGCCUGAUUAGGAAUCUACAGCCCAGGCUGUCCAACGUGGGUAAUCAAGUCCUUCUCCGGUACUACCAGAUGCAGAGGCAGAGUGACUCCCGGAAUGCUGCCCGGACCACCAUCCGCCUGUUGGAAAGCUUGAUCCGAUUAGCAGAAGCUCAUGCUCGCCUGAUGUUUCGUGACACUGUGACUCUGGAAGACGCUGUUACAGCGGUAUCAGUAAUGGAAUCUUCAAUGCAGGGUGGUGCACUGCUAGGAGGGGUGAAUGCACUCCACACUUCCUUUCCUGAAAACCCUCUGAAGCAGUACCAGAGGCAGUGUGAACUUAUUCUGGAAAAGCUAGAGCUGCACAACCUCUUGAGUGAAGAGCUAAGAAGACUUGAAAGGUUACAAAAUCAGAGUGUGCACCAAUCCCAGCCACAGGCAGUGGAGGCAGAGACUAACCCAGGAUCCUCCAAAAAUGACCCAGGAGAAGCAUCAAAGUCCAGAAUCUGGUCAGCACAGCAGGAAGUGAACUGUAGCAUGCUGACCUCCUCUCCUGGACGUAGUCCUGAGGGAAGCCCACUUCCUGAUCCCCUAUCCCAUGGGGAGCCUGAUAGACCAACAAAUAGAAAAUAUUCCGCUGAGCACAAAAAUAGCAAAGAUGACAGUUUGGACUGGUUUGACUCCAUAGCAACUCAUCAGCUUGAACCUCAAAACGCUGUGCCUGUAUUUCCCGAAACAACUGGGGGGAAAAUGGCUUUGCAAAACUUGAAGAACAAAUCUCAGGGUAAGGUAAAGGGUGAGCCAGGCCAAAGGAGCAAAUUGGAAACUGGACAGCUUCCAGCACCAGGAGAGACAGAAGCUCCAUCGAGGCCAGACCAUGUUGAAGGGAAAGAGGCAAAAAGGGCAGCAAUCAUUUCCGAAGUAGCACGGUCUGCUGGUGAACCGGACUCAGUACUGACUCAUCACGUCUCCAGGAAGCUGCACCAGCUGCGCAAGACCAGCGCCCAGGAGUUGUUCAGGAGGCCCGCCACGGUGCCUUUACAGCCCAUAGGCCCUUCUCAGCCUCGGUCCAGUCCUGCCCAUGGCCCUGAAGGAACACUGGAAACUCCCAAAAGAAAGAAACAGAAAUCCCUUGCUCAGGUGGAAGAGCCUGAGCUUGAAAGUGUUGAGAGUCCAGGUCCCCCCCUGGCCAAACUGGCAAAAUUUACUUUCAAACAGAAGUCAAAACUGACCCACUCCCCUGAAGACCACAGUCCUGUGCUUCCUGGCACAACUAAAGGAGCAGUUCCAAGUCCCAGAACUCACCAGAGAGCAAGAAGAGAAGCAGCUCUGCCUGGGAAGGGACCACAAAAGUUGGCCUCUACCUCAGGAAGCAGAAACUCGAAUCAGCCACAGGGUAAGGCAAAGGAAGUGUCCCAGCAGGCACCGGAGGAAGACAGAUCAAGAGAGAAAAGUGAACAUGGCCCUGAAGGAGGAGUUACCCAGCCUGAAUUUAAGCUUGGGAGCCAGACUGGGCAUUCUCCUCUUACUUGUCAAAGAGACAGAAAGGAAGAGGUCUCAUGCAAUAAUAAGAGCAGCAAGGUUCAUGCUUGCACAUUAGCCAAAUUGGCCAACUUCUCCUUUACUUCCCCCUCUGAAUCCAAAUCAGAAUCCCCUCCUCCUCCUGAAAGUGAGAACCAGGGGGCAAGAGGCCCCAGCCCUCCUCCCAGGGCCGCAGCUAUAGUGCUUGGCAGGGAAAGGAAAACUUUUCAGCUGGAGGGGUCCACUGAGAGAUUGCUUCUUUCCAAAAACUCGCUCUUUACUUUAUCAGAACUAGAUGACGAAGCAUUGGAUUUUGAUUGGGAUGAAGAAAUGAGAAAAAAGCCAUAAUCAUGAAAAGCUUUCUAGUCACAUUUCAGCCUCCCCAGCUCCACACAGCACCUUCAGGAUAUCGACAUGUGUCCAUAUAUGUACAGAACUAUUGGCCAUAUUGAGUACCAUUCUGAAUACCAGCUCUCCUGACAGGUUUUAUAAUUUCAGGUUUAUCUUCAUGACUUGCGAAGUUGUAUAAUCAAUGCCGGGCAGUGUGAUACAGCAGUUGAAGUAAUUGACAUUGUGCUUAAUUUUGCAGAUGGAAUACUUGUAUUCCCAGAGAUGUUUGUUUGUUUU